GACGCCCCCAGCGGCGUGCGCUCGGGGAAGGCUGCGGGGGCCCACACGGUGGUGGUGCCCGAGGCGUGGGUCGAGGGGGAUCCAGAAGCAGAGGAGGUCUUCAGCAUGGCCGACGACCGGGUCCGCUCGCUGGCGGACUUCGAUGACGGCGCCUUGUUGGGGCCGGCGGCGCCGCUGCUGCUGGCGUGCGGGAACCCCACGGUCGACCUCUCGUGCGAGGUGGACGCGGACGAGCUCUCGGCCCUCGGGCUGGAUCCUGGCGGCGAGUGGCACGCCGGCCUGGGCGACGACGCCAAGGCCAAGAUCGUCGCCUUCGCGCGGUCCAAGGCCGGCGUGGCCGCCUCGCCCGGCGGCGCGGCGCUGAACACCGCCCGCGUCGCAGCCCUGGGCGGCGGAGCCGCUGUGCGGGUCGCCUUCCUCGGCGCCGUGGGCGCCGACGCACACGGGGAGCUGCUGCGGUGCGCGGCGCGGGAGGCUGGCGUCGCGGCUCUGUUGAAGGAGGUGCCUGGGGAGGACACGGGCGUGGUGGCCGUGCUCGUGGAGCGCCGCUCGCGCGACCGCGCCCUGGCGGCGGUGCGUGGAGCGUCCGCGGCGCCCUGGCCCGUCGUCGUCGUCGUCGUCGCCGCCGUUUCCGGGCAAGCGGGCUUGACAGCUUACGUGAUGACAUCACAGCCGCGAAUUGCAGCUGUUGAGGAGCUCUGCGCGCGGGCGCGCAGGAGCGGCGGGGCCGUGGCGGUGAACCUGGCGUCGGCAGGGGUGCUACCCCGUGCCAGAGAAACCCUGCUCAGGGUCCUGCCGGGAUGCCGGCUCGCGUUCGGCAACUUGGCCGAGCUCUCCGCUUUCUGCUCGCUGAAGGGGUGGCCGCGGCAGCCCGAGGAGGCCGCGUCGUCGCCGCAGGGGGCGGCGCUCGCCUGGGCCCUCGUGGCGGCGCCCCGCCUGGCCGCGGAGCUCGCAGAGGACGGCGUCGCGGUGAUCACGGCUGGCGCGGGCGCCACGGUCGUCGCCGAACGCGGCGCGGCUCCGCGCAGCUUCGCGGUCCCCGAGCUUACUGCGGCCAGCGUCGCCGACACCAACGGCGCCGGCGACGCCUUCGCCGGGGGCUUUCUCGCGCGGCUGCUCGCGGGGGGGUGCGGCUUGGAG
Prorocentrum cordatum is the source of this 1140-nucleotide messenger RNA. The record is from the annotation of a GenBank genome assembly. Lineage: Eukaryota; Dinophyceae; Prorocentrales; Prorocentraceae.